UGGAGGCGGGUGGAGUUUGUCAUCCGUGGUAUAUGGAAUACCAUAAUAUCGGAGGGAAACUUUGGAAAAUAUAAGUUAUGUUACGGAAAUUACGCACGUGUGGAUUUCUAAAUAGUUUGGACUGUUGGGAGUAUGCAACCUUUAAACUGACUUCAUGAAGCUUUUAAACGUGUUUACACUUCAGUGUUGGCACUAAAAAGAUACCACUCCAGAGUGACAUUCGGUUCCAACGCUCUGCAUCUGAAAAAACGGCCACAUUCAGGAUGAGGAUGCCGGGACAGGCUGAAGGGGCGCGUAGGCGUCUGGAUUUGACCUCUCCUCAUGAAGUCAGACGGGUUGAGAUUGUUCGAGGACGUGUUGGAUACGGGUUUACCUUAUCGGGACAAGGCCCGUGCCUCUUGAGUGGAAUAUUGGAGGGCAGCCCUGCAGACCAUGUGGGACUGAAGCAGGGGGAUCGUAUAGUGAGCGUCAACGGAACUGAUGUGGCAAAGGCAUCCCAUGAGGCUGUGGUGCAGUUGAUUGGCACCUGUAAAGGCCCUUUACGGUUGGUGGUGCUUGUCGGGAGUGGGCCCUUGGUGGACCUAUCCUCCAGCGACAAGGAGUUAAGGAUUUCUAGAACAGAGGGAAAGGAGCUUUUUCAGAAGGGGGGAGUUUUUCGCACUGUUUCAGCCCACUCUGGCAACUUGUCCUCUAACUCCGUAAAUGCCACCCCAGCUAAUCCACGACCUGUGUCAGAACCUGACAUGUCCCACUGGAUCCAGCCUUCGAACUCCAAAACUCAGCCUCUCUUCCUGUCUGCGGAGGAAACCGCCCGAGUGGCAGACGGCGACUCAGUUUUCAACGAGCAGGAGGAUGAUGUGAAUCGAGACUGGAGUAUUCUGAACACAGCCAUUGUGGUGGGCUACCUGGGCUCUACUGAACUGAUCUUGGCCUUGUCCAGACACGGCUCAGAGGACGACUGCCUACAGGUGAUCCGCGGGUGUAUCAGACAUAUGGGCACAGAGCAGGAGACCCACACGCUGGUGAUGAUGAAGAUCAUGUUCGACUGCGUCCGCCUCUGUGAUGACACAGGAGCCGUCCUGGCCGCCUUCCCUGCCGAGAACCUUGUCCUGGGCGUGGUGUGUUCUGAGGACAGGCGCUUCUUUUGUCUGGUCACCACUGCACACAUCUCUGGCGGCCACGUUGGCCAGAACGGUCCCUUGAGUACCUCAUGCCACGUCUUCUUCAUCGACCCUGAGCUGUGCCACCACAAUGACCACCUGGGCAUCACAGGGCGCUUCGGCUUCGACUGCACCCCUGACCCAGACACCCAGGGCUGCCUGGAGUUCCCCCUCACUCCCCCCUCCGUUCUCCAGUUUGUAUCUGUCUUAUACUGUGAAAUGGGGGAGGCAGUGGAGAGGCUUAGAACCAGGCUGGACAGAGACUCAGCCCACCACCUCCACACGCAACAGAAUCGCAGCAGCACCGGUAAGAAUGGCAGCGCCAGCAGCAACGGAGACAGUGGGAUCGGAAACACCUCCCCCCCUGAGGAAAGAGCGGACAGGGAUUUCCCCAUCGCCCGCGGAAACGACCCUGGGGGCCAGCUCCCCAGCUGUCCAUGGGAGGAUUACCCCCAGGCUGAAGGAGACCUCACCCAAAUAGUAGCUCAUCAAAAUGGCUGGCUAAAACUAAACGGCCAUCCUAAUCCAGGCAGCACAAAUUCCCUUUCCGAAUCUCUACCUGGCCCGGCGUCAUUAACCGGCCUAUGCGGUGGUCCUCCUCCCAGGUUGGAGUUUCAGUUCAAGCCCCCGCCACCACCGUACCCUCUGGCUAAGAACCAGAACCAGAACCUAACAGGAGGAGGCUCCUUCAGAAGCAGUCAGCGCUGGUUCUCUAUGAGUGUUAAGCAGAGGUGGCCUAAGGGCCGAGGUGGAGAGCCAGAGUCCCAGGCAACACCGGCCACUAACAGCUGGUCAGGACCAGCCACGGUGGGUAGCACCAAUGCUCUGCCACCCCCCAUGAGCCAGAUCCCACCAGACAGGUACCUGGCAGCAGAGACCAUGUUGCUGCUGCCCCAGAGGGAGGAGUGGGCCAAACGACUCUGGAGAGUAGAAUCUGGAGAGCUGCUGAAUGGAAAUCCCAGGAAAGAUGCCAAUACCAAGGGUUCCAAGUUCUGGGGCAUUGGCGCCGGACGCUCCUCUGGCCGUCGCUCCAUUGGACACUCCAAGAGGCUCAGCCUGGCACGAUCACUGGACGACCUGGAGUCGGCUGCUUCCUCAGAAGGUGACCAUGGUGGUGGUGUGCAGCUCCAGGGCUGCUGCAGCCAGAGCAGUCUGAACAGCAAUGGCAGUCUGCCCGGCGCCGGCAGCCACAGGAGGCUGUCAGAGCGCCGGGUGGCCAGCUGGGCCGCCUGCUUCGAGCGCCUGCUCCAGGACCCCAUUGGCGUCCGCUACUUCUCAGAAUUCCUCAAGAAGGAAUUCAGUGAGGAGAAUAUUUUGUUCUGGCAGGGCUGUGAAUACUUCAGUCAUAUACCUGCAACGGACAAAAAGCAGCUAUCCCAGAGGGCAGGGGAGAUCUACAACAGCUUCCUGUCCAGUAAAGCCACCACGCCGGUCAACAUCGACAGUCAGGCCCAACUGGCCGACGACGUCCUCACCUCCCCAUGUCCAAACAUGUUCAAGGCUCAGCAAUUACAAAUCUUCAACCUGAUGAAGUUUGACAGCUACUCCAGGUUCCUCAAGUCUGGCCUGUAUCAGGAGUGCAUGCUGGCCGAGGUGGAGGGACGACCUUUACCUGACCCUUACCAGAUCCCUUGUAGCCCCGCCCCCUCCAAGCAUAGCGCCAGCUCCUCCCUCUCCCUCUCCACGCCCAUUAAGGAGGCAAGGAAGCAGAGGUCAGGAAGGUCACUUAAUGAGGACCCCGGAGACGAGCAUGAUGAGCAUAAGAAACGGGGCACCUUCUUUUCUUGGUCCCGGAACCGGAGCUUCGGAAAGGGACCCAAGAAAAAGGACAUUGGAGAAAUCAACCUCGAUUCCUGGAACAGCAACGGUCGGAGGGAAUCACAGGGCUCCUUGUCCUCAGGUGCCAGUCUGGAGCUGGCCACUUCCUGUUCAGCAGGCAAGAUCGAGGGGGACAAUCGUCACUCAGUGCCGGUGUGGGACAGGUUGUCCGCCAAGCACUGCAAUGUGACCUUGCCGGAUGGCUCGUGCUCCUCUGUGACCCUGCGGUCGGGAGCCACCAUCAGGGAGGUGCUCCGGGUCCUCUGUCAGAAACUCUGCAUCAAUAUGGUCGCUGUCGACCUCUUCCUGGUGGGAGGAGAGAAGCCUUUAGUGCUGGACCAAGAUUGCAUGACCCUCAGCUCACGGGAACUCAGGAUGGAAAAGCGCACCCUUUUCAGGCUAGACCUGGUACCCAUUAACCGGUCCGUAGGCUUGAAGGCCAAACCCACCAAACCCGUCACCGAGGUCCUGCGCCCUGUCGUGGCGAAGUAUGGCCUCCACCUCAACGAUCUGGUGGCCAAAAUAAGUGGAGAAACGGAGCCUUUAGACCUAGGGGCGCCAAUAUCCAGCCUCGACGGCCUGCGCAUAGUGCUGGAAAGAGCGGAUCCCUCUGCUUCAGGGAAAGAUUCCAAGUCCAAGUCAGCCUCCUUGAAAGCCCAUCUGCCAUCUUUGACCAGCAGGAGUCUUUCAGCAACAGGAGAUGACAGGUCAUCAGGAAAGGCAAGCGGACAAGACCCGUCGCUCCCUACGGAAAAGAGAAAACCGAAAAAGAUUAAUAUAGAUGAAGCUGAAGAAUUCUUCGAGCUCCUGAGCCGGGCACAGAGCAGCCGGAGAAAUGCCCAGAGAGGCCUCCUGAACAAAGAGGACCUGGAGUUACCUGACUUCCUGCGGUUAACCACCUGCUCCCCCUCCACUGCCUCCCUAGAAGCGACUUGCUCCACCCCCACCUCCAUCAAACAGGGCCAGGGAGCAGGCAGGGUGAACGGGGUGGGCAGCACCCCCGCCCGCGGUCCCCUCAACGCCAGCCUGCGCUCCGAGAGCCUGGACUCCUCCCUCAGCAGCGCCAAUGGACACUCCCACUCCGCUGCGGGGCGCAGGGCACUGCCCCCAGCUCGCCACCCCAUACCCACCUUCGGAGCCACCCUCUCCCCCAUCCCCCGCCUCUUGGAGGCUAGAGGCCCGGGCCUCAGAACGCUGGAGGAAGACACCCAUGCUGACCUGACCCUGGUGGGAGAGGGGGACAUCAACAGCCCCAACAGCACCCUUCUGCCCCCCUCGCCGGUGCCGCUGUCCUACGAGGGCAGCCUGCCCGAGGCUAACUUCACCCCUCCUGCGCCCUGUGCCCAAACCUCCCAGGAUGGAUGUGGGAAUGGCCAGUCCAGCUCAGAGAGAAGAAAAAGAGCAUGUGCUCUUGACCGCUCCCACAAGAGGGCGCCGUAUCUUGGAGCACUCCGCUCUCAGCCUGCCCUACAGGAGGUGAUGGAUGUGGAGGGAGUGUGUCUAGAGGAGGGGGAGGAGGAGAGGGAGGAGAGAGAUAAGGUGAGGGAGGUCACCAUCAUCCGGGGAGAAGACUCCGAGCUCAGCCUCAGUUUCCAAGGGUAUGCCACUGAGCUCCGGCAGUGCCAAAGCCGGAUGAAGACCUCCCAGGUGCCCCUCAACGCCCCCGACCAAUCAGAAGGGAUCCAAGACUCCAACACUGACAUGUACAAGGCCACAAUCGUGUGAGUUCUGAGGCUGAGCAACCUUCACCAGCACUUUCCAAGCUUGAGUCACUGUUUGUUCAAACAGGAACAUACUUGACAAACAAGGGACUUUAACCGCAAAAAGCUAUUGAUAUUCACUCCAGAACUGAUAGAAUGUAUAAUAAUUGUUUUGGUGAUAUAUAUUGUAUUAUUUAACAUUACCCUGGUGUGUGUUUAGUGGGUAUACAUGAAAAGAAAAUGAAUUGCCAGUUCAGGUUGAUGAACAAUAACCUACUGUUUGGGAAUUUAUCUAGGGAUUGGCGACCUUGUUUGCUGAUACUGUAGGUACUGCAAGGCAGGGGAUAUGGAACUUAACCUCUUUCAGCUGGAUGAGAAGAUAGGAUUCACAAAUUGUAGGAACACGAGAAACUCCUCGCAACUCUAGUACAUUUUACUGUAUUAUUCUAGUCGGCAGGUAGCCUAGUGGUUAGAGCGUUGGGCCAGUAACCGGAAGGUUGCUCGAUUGAAUCCCCGCGCUGACAAGGUAAACAUCUGUCGUUCUGCCCCUGAACAAGGCAGUUAACCCAGUGUUCCUAGGCUGUCAUUGUAAAUAAGAAUUUGUUCUUAACUGACUUGCCUAGUUAAAUAAAGGUAACAUAUAUAUAUAUAUAUAUAUUCCACGCUUUCAUUGGGAACAAUAUAUGAUCCAUCUUCAUAUCUGUAAAUGUACCAUUACAGUAUUAUGAUUGCCUUCAUGUUUGGUUGUUGUUCAAAUUCCACCCAAUAAACAUGCCUACCUUUAUA
Messenger RNA from Oncorhynchus gorbuscha (pink salmon), 5464 nucleotides. RefSeq names its product regulator of G-protein signaling 12-like. The record is from RefSeq and is a predicted model, not a curated record. Lineage: Eukaryota; Metazoa; Chordata; Actinopteri; Salmoniformes; Salmonidae. Bases 264 to 4703 code for a protein of 1479 amino acids. The transcript has 18 exons. Gene Ontology annotation, molecular function: GTPase activator activity; protein binding. Gene Ontology annotation, biological process: signal transduction.